This is a messenger RNA of Parastagonospora nodorum SN15, 972 nucleotides long. RefSeq lists its product as hypothetical. The record is from RefSeq and is a predicted model, not a curated record. The transcript has a single exon. The coding region runs from base 1 to 972 and encodes 323 amino acids. Lineage: Eukaryota; Fungi; Ascomycota; Dothideomycetes; Pleosporales; Phaeosphaeriaceae.
AUGUUCACCGACUUCGACCACCCCUGGCUCCGCCCUCUCGCCUUCAUCAUCUUUCUCCUUAUCUGGCAUGUCCUAGGUUCUCGUGUUCUCCAGGGAAGCAGCAGGAUCCCUUCACCUGGCUUGCACGAUGUCAUUGAUAUUCUCGCGGCGCAUCUCUGCUGUUGUUUUCUGUGGUACCCUUCGCCAUUGAUCUGGUUCCUUGUCUUCACCUUUCUGAAGAGACACAUUACCCUUUCACGGCUAUCCAUUUCGCAGCAGCGUCCCCAGAGCGAGCCAACCACAGAGAUCAACGAACCAGUCGACACACUCACGUCACAAUUUCCACCUAAGCCAACUAUUUCGCUGCAGCGUUCUCAGAGCGAGCCAGCAAUAAAAAUCAAACAAUCAGUCCACACAUUCACAUCGCAAAUUCCACCCAAGCCAACCAUUUCGCAGCAGCGUCGGAGCGAUCCAACCACAGAGAUCGACCAACCAGUCGACACACUCACAUCGCAAUUUCCACUCAAAGACAGCAAUCGGCUCUUGAAAGACUUGCUUCGGUCACCCAUCGUGCUUCCCUCGUUCCCCGGCAUGCAAUCGAUCUAUCAGCCAAGCACCCGGCCCAUCACUCUUCGAAGGAACUCUGGCACGAUACCCAUCUUCCGUCCUACUACUGGCAACGAUGGUCGCGCAUCGACUACGACGCGUUUUGACAAGGGCAAGCAGCCGAUGGGAACCCCCUUGCACACGGUGUCCAACUCCAAAGGUCUGCCAAUCUUGACACAGAACUACCAGGGUUCGCAGUCUGUGAACUCUAACUCAAAGACGUCGCUUCUGGGCAAGCGCAAGCCCACCGAUCUGAAUUCACCUCGCAUGAGCACCCUGUUGAUGCCUGGUGCGCGGGAUAUCAUCCCGCCAGUAGACUCAGGGAAGCGGCGCAAGCUGGACGGCUUCGCGCAUAUCACAUCUACUAGUGCUAUUGGCAAGGAAUGA